This is a messenger RNA of Leptonychotes weddellii (Weddell seal), 904 nucleotides long. The record is from RefSeq and is a predicted model, not a curated record. NCBI's taxonomy places the organism in Eukaryota, Metazoa, Chordata, Mammalia, Carnivora, Phocidae.
GCCUGUUCAGAGAGGAGCCAGGAGCACAGAGCCAACAUGGGCUCGGGGGCCAGCAUGCUGAGAGCCUUCCUCCUCCUCCUGGAUGUUGGAGGAGCUCCAGUGUUAGCAACGGGCAAGUCUGCUGGGGCCGAAAUCGACAUCAAGUACGCCAUCAUCGGGAUGGCUCUGGGCGUCGCCAUAUCGGCUAUCUUCCUGGUCUUGAAGAUCUGCAUGAUCAGGAAACAUUUGUUUGAUAUCAACUCCUCAGACUUGAGAAGCACAAACCCAGGCUUCAACGACACCAUCACACUAAAGAAGAGAGUCCCAAGGUCAAACCUCAGUUUCUCCAAAAGAGGUGAACAAGUGAUUGAGCUCUGAAUGAGUGGCCUCUUCAGGAGAGGUUGGGCAGUCUGGACAGUUUCAGUCUCAGGGGUCAUGAAUUUGAGCUUCCAAAGCUGGUGAUGGACCUUCACGUGGAACUCAAUGCCCAGGGCACGUAAGAGAUGGAAUAGAGUCUACCGUGUUUCUGGCCUGAAGGAAAAUAUCAAUCCUCUUCCACGAGAAGCUGACUGCAUAGAGGGAGGCAUGAGCACAUUAUCCAGCAGUAAGAAAAGAUGGAAACCAAUAAAUCCACACUGUCUAUCCUGGUCCUCCAUGAUGGCGCUGUUCAUGAUUCUAUGAUAGCAUUGUGUCCAUAUCAGUGGAACCUACCCAUAGCAAAUGGCUCAUGGAAAUGGGGACCAAAGUCAAGACACAGCCUCCUUAGCACCACCAUUUAUCAACAGGUAAGCAUCAUUUUCUAGAACUGAUGGCCUCACCAUCUCCAUUGCCAUAAGAAUCCCCCUGCGAAUAUUCAGGGUCCUUGAGACAUGAAGACCAUGGAGUCUUCUGGUCUGGUCAUGAGACUGGUCAUGAGACUUCUGGU